UAAGGCAAUACAGAAAAAUGGCAUGAAAAAGCCAUUGUAGAUCAAAGCCAUUGUAGAUCAGACAUUUAUGUGCAUGUGGUGUGCUUUAGUUGAAAUAGUUCAAUGUAACCUUUUGCCUUUUAACUGCUUACGCUGGUUUUACAUCUGAUAGGACACGCAUUGCAUUCAAAACUUUUGGUGGAAAUAACAAAAUAAUUCCUAGAAUAUGUUUAAUUUUAUGUAGCUACUUGCAAGUGUGCAUGUGUGUCACAUGCGUCUAUUUUUAUGAGGCAUUGUAUAACUAAUCCUAUUAUAAAUAGACUCACAUUCUGAAUGUAUCUUUAGAGAAUGAUUCAAAUCAGUAAUGAAACGUAAAUAAAACUGCUUCGUGUCUGUGUGAAGCUAUUCCUUGUCUAUUGUUCUCUCUCGCUCUCUCUCUCUCUCUCUCUCUCUCUCUCUCUCUCUCUCUCUCUCUCUUUCCAAAACAGUAAGCAGGUGAAGGGCAGUGUGUGAAAGAGGGAGGAGAAUGACAGGAAGAGACAGCAGGUGAGGACGAGCAGAACAUAACACAAACUGACAGAAGAAAGAGAAACUGAGUUUGGUAAGCGUUUGAAGACAUUGCGGAUUCUCCUAAUUGUGAGAUGCUUGUGACUGUGUUACUUAUUGCCUCAGGGAUACUGACAGGUCAUCUGAUGUAUGGCCUCCCUAAGCAGAGUAAAGCGAGAUACCCCAGAGACUGUCCAAAUAUGUGCCCACCAGGACAAUGCCUGUUACCCUGUAGGUGCACUCCAUGUCGCUCUGGUUUCUACACCAGUGAGGAGAACAGAGAAGACAGCUGUCACCGCUGCUUCCAGACCUGCAAACCUGAGUUCAAUAUGGAGGUGGUGGAGGAGUGCAAGAGCACAUCAGAUGUGAAGUGUCGCUGUCAGGAUGGUUUUACAUGUACAGAGCAUGACCAGUACACAGGCCACUGCAAACAGUGUGAUCCAAUCACAUCACCCACCCCAAGCCUGGUCUAUACAAGCCGGGUCUAUACCUCCACUGCCACCACUUUAUUCCCUCGCACACAAAAGCCCUCAAACUGGUCAGGUGAAAAUGGAGUAUUGGUUUGGAUUAUUUUUGGAUUCAUGUUAACAAUGCUAUCCAUCAUCAUUGUAACAGUCCUCUUCCGGAUCUGCAGAAAGAAAGAGAAAGAAUGUUUUAAGCAAUUUGUCCGGCGAUGCUCAUUGGGCAAUCUAGAGGUGGAUAGUGAGACCACCCUUCCUACAAACAGCCAGUCAUAUGCCCAGGAGAUGCCAUCACAUGAAAGUACACCCACUAAUAAGAAAACAGACUGCUCUUUCCAUCAGCCAACCGUCUCGGACCAGGCGGUGCCUCCAUCUGGCAAUUUAGAAAAUGGAAACAGGACAAAAUAACAAAAAAUGUUUGCAGAUCUUGUAUUCUGAAUAAAAUCUUGAAUAAGUUCAUAUUCAUGUUUAAACAAUACCACUGUAUUUACAUGCAUUAAUUAGUUAAAAAAUAAAUGUAUGAUGGAAUAAGCCAGAUUUUUUCCACAACUUUCAUGUGUCUUUGCAUAUUCUGUGUUUCACAUUGCUGUUGCGUGACUUUCCUGGGGUUUGUUUCUGUUUAAAUUCAACACACACUGGACUGGAAUUGACACGAUCCAUGCAGAAAUGCUGCUUAAAGGCAAAACUGGAGUGAAUUUCCGCAAUUAUUUUUAAUAUAUGAUAAUCAGGCAUAUAUCUAACUUGCAAGUCAUUUUUUAAAGGGGUCAUAUGGCACGAAUACGUGUUUUUCUGUGUCUUUGGUGCGUUAAAAGUUGCCCAAGCAUGUAUUAGACACGUAAAAUUGCAUAAAUUAAAGUGUCGGAAUAAAAGAUGCAUUCUAUCUAAAAGCGAAUGCUCACCCAGACCUGCCUGAAACGCCUCGUGUAACCACACUCCCCACAGAUCUACGUCAGUUCGUGGUAUGAUUUGACUAAGACCGCCCAAAUGUAUACGCAAGUAAGCAGUGUUGGGUAAGUUACUCUGAAAAAGUAAUUAAUUACUAGUUACUAAUUACACAUUAAUAUAAUUAUAUGUAAUUAGAUUAUGUAAUUAGAUUACCGUACAAGUUACUCUCUUCAAAAAGUAUUUAAUUACUAAUUACUAAUUACUUUCUAUAUCCUACAUCAACCUUGAUGAGUUAAGUGAUUCAAGGAUAGACAUGAAACGGCUCUUUUAAUUCAUUCAAAUAAAUAAUAUAAAACUACAUAAAGUAUUAUUAUGAAUUAUAAAUGUGAGAAUUAUACAUUAAAGCACGGAUUUUAAAGUUAGACUUUGAAUUUUGAUGUCAAUUCCACUUCUGCACACACACAUACAGUAUUACACAAAGUAUUUAGUUUAAUUACAUCAGAAGUAACUGUAAUUAAAUUACAGAAAAAAUAAGAGUAAUCCCUUACUUUUGCUUUUUCAAGGGAAAAGUAAUUAAAUUACAGUAACUAAUUACUUAGUAACUAGUUACACCCAACACUGUCAUCACAAUUGCUUUGGAACCUGAUGUUCCAAAUAUGGUAAGAAGCGUUACAUUUCCAUCACACGAUUGCAGUAUUCGACCAAUCACUACGCACUGGUUAACUGGCCAAUGAUAGCACACCUUGCUGUUCACAGCGAUGAGCAUUGUAAAAAAUCACAUACCUUGGAAUGUCAUUACUGGCUAAUCAGAAUCAAGUAUUCUGACCAUUGUGUACUAAAGAUUAACAUCAACCUGUAUGCAAUAUCAUUUAACAUAAAGUCUUCAGAUAAUAUUAAAUCAAAUCAACUUCUCUCUUUG
Triplophysa rosa is the source of this 2790-nucleotide messenger RNA. Its product is annotated as tumor necrosis factor receptor superfamily member 22. The coding region runs from base 621 to 1394 and encodes 257 amino acids. Lineage: Eukaryota; Metazoa; Chordata; Actinopteri; Cypriniformes; Nemacheilidae. Gene Ontology annotation, molecular function: protein binding. The transcript is spliced from 9 exons. The record is from RefSeq and is a predicted model, not a curated record.